UAAAUCUUAUGAAAUAUAAGAUUAAAUUUAUUUUUUAAUAUUUUUUUUCUGUUUGAUUCGCAUGUUAUUUCUUGUCUGCUAUUUUUAUGCAAAUACAAUGUCAUGGGAAGUACCAUGAUUGAUAUUUUAUUUUCUGUAAUAAAAGUUUCACUAAUGCAUUUCAUGAGUUAGUUAAUAUACCUGUUACAUUAUCUAAGAAUGGAUAGUCUUUUUACUCAGAGUAUAUGCGACGAUUUAGAAGAUAUACCACAAACGGACCAACCUGUCUGGAUUCUUGGAAAAAAAUAUCAUGUUAAAACUGAGUUAGAAGAAAUACGUAAAGAUAUUUUGUCUAAAUUAUGGUUUACUUACCGUAGAGGUUUUAUUCCCAUUGGUGGUUUUAGUUCUUCAUUUACAACUGAUAGGGGAUGGGGCUGCAUGUUAAGAUGUGGCCAAAUGGUUCUUGGUCAAGCCUUAAUCUUUUUACAUUUAGGUAGAGAUUGGCGUUGGACAUCAGAAACAAAUAAUACAACGUACCUGGAAAUAUUGAAACGCUUUGAAGAUAAGAGAGCUGCUCCUUUCUCCAUUCAUCAAAUAGCAUUAAUGGGAGCAUCAGAAGGAAAAGAAGUUGGACAAUGGUUUGGUCCAAAUACCAUUGCACAAGUAUUAAAAAAAUUGGUUGUGUACGAUGAAUGGAGCUCUAUUACAAUACAUGUAGCUUUGGAUAAUACUUUAAUAGUUAAUGAUAUCUUAAGACAAUGUAAAGUGGAGGGAGGUACAACAGUUGAAGUAGAUGGUACAGAACCAUUGAAAGCACCGAGCCAAUGGAAGCCUUUAUUACUGUUAAUACCACUUCGUCUUGGUUUGAAUGAAAUUAAUCCUGUUUACCUCGAUGGACUUAAAACUUCGUUCAAGAUCCCACAAUCUCUGGGAGUAAUCGGUGGAAAACCAAAUCUUGCUUUAUAUUUUAUUGGUUGUGUUGGAGAUGAAGUAAUUUAUUUGGAUCCACAUACGACACAGCGUUCAGCUAGUAUCGAUGAUGAGAGAGAUGUGGAUCUCACAUACCACUGCAAAUCUGCUAGUCGUAUUUCUAUUACAGACAUUGAUCCCUCCGUAGCACUUUGCUUUUUCUGUGCUACAGAAAAAGAUUUUAAAUCUAUGUGUAAGACAAUGCAAGAUGAAUUGUUGGUAUCUGCGAAACAACCAUUAUUCGAGUUGACUGCAGAGAGAUUAGUUAAUUGGUCACCAGCUGAAGACGUAUCCGAGGCAAUGGGAGCUAGUAAUUUUUUAGACUUUGAACACAUAGAACGUCAAUAUGAUACAUCGGACGAAGACUUUGAGCUACUUGGUUGACAUUUAAUAAAUGAAAUGACAAAUAAUCGAUUUGAACAAUUUAAUUGUUCUUUUUUCUUUUUAAUAAGAAAAU
Polistes dominula (European paper wasp) is the source of this 1405-nucleotide messenger RNA. It is a transcript of the gene Atg4a, whose product is annotated as Autophagy-related 4a. The record is from RefSeq and is a predicted model, not a curated record. Gene Ontology annotation, molecular function: cysteine-type endopeptidase activity; protein-phosphatidylethanolamide deconjugating activity. NCBI's taxonomy places the organism in Eukaryota, Metazoa, Arthropoda, Insecta, Hymenoptera, Vespidae. Gene Ontology annotation, biological process: aggrephagy; protein processing; C-terminal protein lipidation. Gene Ontology annotation, cellular component: cytoplasm.